CGCGCGCCCACGUGACCCGGCCCGAGUGCGGGUGCUGGAAGGCGGAAGUGGAGCGGAGUUAGGCGCCGCUGGUGUGGCCGCGGCAGUUCCAUUGUGAUGAUAUGGCAUCUGCCAGCUCCAGCCGGGCAGGAGUGGCCCUGCCUUUUGAGAAGUCUCAGCUCACCCUGAAAGUGGUGUCAGCGAAGCCCAAGGUGCACAACCGCCAGCCCAGAAUCAACUCCUAUGUGGAGGUGGCCGUGGACGGACUCCCCAGCGAGACCAAGAAGACCGGGAAGCGCAUCGGGAGCUCCGAGCUUCUCUGGAAUGAAAUCAUCGUUCUGAAUGUCACAGCCCAGAGUCAUUUAGAUCUGAAGGUCUGGAGCUGUCAUACCUUGAGGAAUGAACUACUGGGCACUGCCUCUGUCAACCUCUCCAGUGUCCUGAAGAACAAUGGCGGCAAAAUGGAGAACACGCAACUGACCCUGAACCUGCAGACAGAGAACAAAGGCAGUGUUGUCUCAGGAGGAGAGCUGACGAUUUUCCUGGAUGGGCCAACUGUUGAUCUGGGAAAUGUGCCUAAUGGCAGCGCAGUGACAGACGGAUCACAGCCACCUUCAAGAGAAUCCAGUGGGACUGCUAUAGCUCCAGAGACCCGGCACCAGCCCCCCAGUACAAACUGCUUUGGUGGUAGAUCCCGGACGCACAGACAUUCAGGUGGCUCAGCCAGGACAGCCACAGCAACCAGUGAGCAAAGCCCUGGCGGGAGGAGCCGCCGCCAGCCCGUGAAGAACCCCAGCGGCAGUGGCUUAGCCAAUGGCACAGUGAGUGAGGAACCUACUACAGUCAGUGAUCCUGAAGAGCCGUCAGUUGUUGGUGUGACAUCCCCGCCUGCAGCAGCCUUGAGUGUGUCCUCAAAUCCCAGCACAUCCCUCCCUGCACCAUCCACACCAGCUGAGGGAGAGGAGCCCAGCACUUCCGGGACACAGCAGCUCCCUGCUGCUGCCCAGGCCCCCGAUGCUCUUCCUGCUGGAUGGGAACAGAGAGAGCUGCCCAACGGGCGUGUCUAUUAUGUUGAUCACAAUACCAAGACCACCACCUGGGAGCGGCCUCUUCCUCCAGGGUGGGAGAAGCGCACAGACCCCCGAGGGAGGUUGUACUACGUGGACCACAACACCCGGACAACCACCUGGCAGCGGCCCACUGCUGAGUACGUGCGGAACUACGAGCAGUGGCAGUCCCAGCGCAGUCAACUGCAGGGGGCCAUGCAGCACUUCAGCCAAAGAUUCCUCUACCAGUCUUCGAGUGCUUCGACUGACCAUGAUCCCUUGGGCCCCCUCCCACCUGGCUGGGAGAAGAGGCAGGACAAUGGACGGGUGUAUUACGUGAACCACAACACACGCACUACCCAAUGGGAGGACCCGCGGACCCAGGGGAUGAUCCAGGAGCCAGCCCUGCCGCCAGGGUGGGAGAUGAAAUACACCAGCGAGGGCGUGCGGUACUUUGUGGAUCACAAUACCCGCACCACGACCUUUAAGGAUCCUCGUCCAGGGUUCGAGUCAGGGACCAAGCAAGGCUCGCCUGGUGCCUACGACCGAAGUUUUCGGUGGAAGUAUCACCAGUUCCGUUUCCUCUGCCACUCAAAUGCCCUACCCAGCCAUGUGAAGAUCAGCGUUUCCAGGCAGACACUCUUUGAGGAUUCUUUCCAACAGAUUAUGAACAUGAAACCUUACGAUCUGCGCCGCCGCCUCUACAUCAUCAUGCGAGGUGAGGAGGGCCUGGACUACGGCGGCAUCGCCAGAGAGUGGUUUUUCCUCCUGUCCCAUGAGGUGCUCAACCCUAUGUACUGUUUGUUUGAAUAUGCUGGGAAGAACAAUUACUGCCUGCAGAUCAACCCGGCCUCUUCCAUCAACCCUGACCACCUCACCUACUUCCGCUUUAUCGGCAGAUUCAUCGCCAUGGCUUUGUACCAUGGAAAGUUCAUCGACACAGGCUUCACCCUCCCUUUCUACAAGCGGAUGCUCAACAAGAGACCAACUCUGAAGGACCUGGAGUCUAUUGACCCUGAGUUUUACAACUCCAUUGUCUGGAUCAAAGAGAACAACCUGGAAGAGUGUGGCCUGGAGCUGUUCUUCAUCCAGGACAUGGAGAUCCUGGGCAAGGUGACAACCCACGAGCUGAAGGAAGGCGGGGAGAACAUCCGAGUUACCGAGGAGAACAAGGAGGAGUAUAUCAUGCUGCUGACUGACUGGCGAUUCACCCGAGGCGUGGAAGAGCAGACUAAAGCCUUCCUGGAUGGCUUCAAUGAGGUGGCCCCUCUGGAGUGGUUGAGAUAUUUUGAUGAAAAAGAGCUGGAGCUCAUGCUCUGCGGCAUGCAGGAGAUAGACUUGAGCGACUGGCAGAAGAACGCCAUCUAUCGGCACUACACCAAGAGCAGCAAGCAGAUCCAGUGGUUCUGGCAGGUCGUCAAGGAGAUGGACAAUGAGAAGAGGAUCCGGCUACUGCAGUUUGUCACGGGAACCUGCCGCCUGCCCGUUGGGGGGUUCGCCGAGCUCAUUGGGAGCAAUGGACCCCAGAAGUUCUGCAUUGACAGAGUUGGCAAGGAAACAUGGCUGCCCAGGAGCCAUACGUGUUUCAACCGUCUGGAUCUGCCUCCCUACAAGAGCUACGAGCAGCUGAAAGAGAAGCUGCUGUACGCCAUCGAGGAGACUGAGGGCUUUGGACAGGAGUAGCAGAGGCUGCUCCCCCAUAUCCUCCAGCACACGUAGUCCUGAGUCCUUCCUGCCUGAGAUGCCACCGGCUGCACGGCCCUUGAGAGACCCCUCUGGACAGUGGCCCUGCACGAGACAGUGCUUUGAUCAUGUUGGUGACGGAAGAGGCUGACCCCAAGAGGCCUUGGGGACCCUUUCUCUCUGAUGAUGGCAGUCUGGAAUAAAGCCCUGUCACCUUUGACUCCA
Molecule: messenger RNA, 2933 nt
Organism: Apodemus sylvaticus (European woodmouse)
Lineage: Eukaryota; Metazoa; Chordata; Mammalia; Rodentia; Muridae
Gene: Wwp2
Product: WW domain containing E3 ubiquitin protein ligase 2
Exons: 24
Coding region: 102-2708 (868 amino acids)
Biological process (GO): ubiquitin-dependent protein catabolic process; negative regulation of transcription by RNA polymerase II; protein K63-linked ubiquitination
Molecular function (GO): protein binding; ubiquitin protein ligase activity
Source: RefSeq, a predicted model, not a curated record